Messenger RNA from Pseudozyma hubeiensis SY62, 537 nucleotides. RefSeq lists its product as hypothetical. The coding region runs from base 1 to 537 and encodes 178 amino acids. NCBI's taxonomy places the organism in Eukaryota, Fungi, Basidiomycota, Ustilaginomycetes, Ustilaginales, Ustilaginaceae. The transcript has a single exon. The record is from RefSeq and is a predicted model, not a curated record.
AUGAAGCUCUUCCAAUCGCUCGCCGUUGUGGCCGCCGUUGUCGCUACCACCUCCACCACCUUUGCCGCUCCCACACCGAGCUCCUCCAAGCUCGUCGCUCGCUACGACGGCGACGUCAUCGACGAGGUCAAUGCCGCACUCAAGGACCUGCACCUGAAGAAACGCUUCGACGGCGAUGUGAUUGACGAGGUUGACGCUGCUCUUAAGGACCUCGGUCUCAAGAAGCGCUUUAAGGGUGAUGUGAUCGACGAGGUUGACGCGGCUCUCAUGGAUCUCGGAUUGAAGAAGCGUUACACUGGCGACAUCAUCGACGAGCUUGACGCAGCCGAGAAGGACCUUGGCCUCAAGAAGCGAUACGACGGCGACAUCCUCGAUGAGCUUAGCGCUGCCGAGAAGGACCUUGGCCUCAAGAAGCGAUACGACGGCGACAUCCUCGAUGAAGUCAACGAAUGCCUCAAGGACCUCGGUCUCCGCAAGCGCUACGAGGGUGAUAUCCUCGAUGAGAUCAACGGCUGCCUCAAGGCUCUCGGCCUCUAA